AUGGCACCAUCCAAACAACUAAAUAAAAAGAACAAAUGCAGUUUUUCUAAUAGUAAUGAAUCACCCUCUCUUAGUAGCAGUCAAUCUCAGCAACCUGGCAUUACACAAAGCUUUAAUAACGUCAAUGUUUCAAAAAAAAGUACUUUCCAGACAGCCAAUAGUUUAACAAAUAUUAAUAAGUUGUCAUAUAAGUAUCAUAAGGAGGUCGUAAUUUCUAGUUAUUCUAGUGGUUUUGAAAGUGAUUACCAUGAUGAACAAUUAUCAAAGAAAAGAAAAAGCUAUAAGAAAAAUUAUAAAAAGACUAUCGGUUCUGGCAACACUAGUAGCUCUGAAACGGAUGAAUUAAGUAGUCAACAAGUUCAAAAAAAACGCAAACAUAAAAAAAAGUACAUGAAUACUACCUUAAGUGAUUCUGAAAGUGAAACUAAAAAGAAUGCAAUGCGUGAAUUUAUAGCUCAGAUAUGGACCUCUAAUAUACCGGAAUAUCGUAAAUUGAGUUCAACCAAAAUACGAUCGUUAGUCAAAAAGUAUAAAGCAAACAAUCCGGAUUUUCCUGAAUGCAUCAAUGAUUGGGCAAUCAAGAUGAUGAUGCAUCGUUCUAUUAAUCAACAGCGUAAAAAAGAGCAUGACGCUACAAAAAACAAUAAUGAUACCCGAAUUACUGAAAAAGAAACAAUGGUGCUGUCUGACGAUGACUACUUAGAUCGCUCUGAACUAGCAACAGAAAGAGUUGAGG
This is a messenger RNA of Racocetra persica, 736 nucleotides long. The record is from the annotation of a GenBank genome assembly. NCBI's taxonomy places the organism in Eukaryota, Fungi, Glomeromycota, Glomeromycetes, Diversisporales, Gigasporaceae.